GGCUCCCGCACAAUUCAUUUGACAUUACCCCGUCAACGCAAGCUGCAUCAUGCCUCCCAAAACUUCAGGAAAGGCUGCCAAGAAAGCUGGAAAAGCCCAGAAAGCAAUUGCAAAGGGCGACAAGAAGAAGAAGCGCAGGAGGAAGGAGAGCUACAGUAUCUACAUCUACAAGGUGCUGAAGCAAGUCCAUCCUGAUACUGGCAUCUCGUCCAAAGCAAUGUCGAUCAUGAAUUCAUUUGUGAACGACAUCUUUGAGCGCAUUGCAGCUGAAGCUUCUCGCCUAGCUCACUACAACAAGCGUUCUACCAUUACUAGUCGCGAAAUCCAGACAGCAGUAAGGCUCUUGCUACCUGGAGAACUGGCUAAGCACGCUGUUUCUGAGGGCACCAAGGCUGUAACCAAAUACACCUCCUCUAAGUAAAUGGCAGAAUGCACUCUCAAAGAAGGAAAAAAUUAGGCUCCAUUGGAGCCAC
This is a messenger RNA of Cherax quadricarinatus, 473 nucleotides long. The record is from RefSeq and is a predicted model, not a curated record. NCBI's taxonomy places the organism in Eukaryota, Metazoa, Arthropoda, Malacostraca, Decapoda, Parastacidae.